Brachypodium distachyon (stiff brome) is the source of this 1728-nucleotide messenger RNA. RefSeq names its product PI-PLC X domain-containing protein At5g67130. The coding region runs from base 86 to 1333 and encodes 415 amino acids. Lineage: Eukaryota; Viridiplantae; Streptophyta; Magnoliopsida; Poales; Poaceae. The transcript is spliced from 8 exons. Gene Ontology annotation, molecular function: phosphoric diester hydrolase activity. Gene Ontology annotation, biological process: lipid metabolic process. The record is from RefSeq and is a predicted model, not a curated record.
AAAAAGGAGGAAAAUACUGCUUUCCCUUCCCAUACUAGCAGAUCACUCGCUCUCCCUCACUCCAUUCCAUGGUUGGUGGUCACUGAUGGCGCGCCUCUCCUGCAUCCUCCUCCUCUCUCUCCACGUCUCCCUGCUGCUGCUAACCCCUAGCUCCGGCCAGGUCGGGGGUUCGUGCUCGUCGGCCCGCGACUGCGGGACGGGCCUGUAUUGCGGCGAUUGCGCCGCCACCGGCAGGACGCGGCCGUCCUGCAUCAGGGACCUGGCCAUACAGCCCACCUCCAUCGUGAAGGGGCUGCCCUUUAACAGGUACUCAUGGCUGGUGACUCAUAAUUCAUUCUCCAUUGUUGGCGAGCCGUCGCGCACUGGGGUCGAGAGGGUUACAUUUUACAACCAGGAAGAUACUGUCACCAACCAGCUGAGGAAUGGAGCGAGGGGAUUGAUGCUGGAUAUGUAUGACUUUGGAGGUGAUGUCUGGCUCUGCCACUCACUGCAAGGGCAAUGCUACAACUUCACCGCUUUUGAACCAGCAAUUGACACAUUGCAAGAGGUGGAAUCAUUUCUAUCUGAGAACCCCACAGAGAUUGUCACGAUAUUCAUUGAGGAUUAUGUACAUUCGCCAAUGGGAUUGAGCAAACUCUUCACUGCUGCUAACUUGAUGAAGUAUUGGUACCCUAUAUUGGAAAUGCCAACUAAUGGCAAGGACUGGCCAAGCGUCACAGAUAUGGUUGCAAAGAACCACAGGUUGCUAGUGUUUACUUCAGAUGCUUCAAAGGAGGCUAGUGAAGGAAUAGCUUACCAAUGGAGCUACUUGCUGGAGAAUGAGUCUGGAGAUCCAGGUACUGUGCCUGGAUCUUGUCCAAAUAGAAAGGAAUCACAGCCACUGAACGCAAGAUCUGCAUCUCUACUUCUGCAAAAUUACUUCCCCUCAAUUCCUGUGCAGAAUGAAGCAUGCAAAGAGAAUUCGGUCGGACUACCACAGAUGGUCCAAACUUGUUAUGCUGCAGCUGGAAAUAGAAUCCCGAACUACAUAGCUGUAAAUUUUUACAUGCGAAGCGAUGGUGGGGGUGUUUUUGAUGUUCAAGACAGAAUCAAUGGCCUCACGCUAUGUGGUUGCAAUACCAUUUCUGCUUGCCAGGCUGGAGCACCGACCAGUGCAUGCAAGAACACCGGUGCACCUAAUCGGACUUCCUCUUCCACUUCCUCUUCCGUAGAUGGAAACACCUAUUCAGGAACAGUAGAAUUCAAGUUCCCUGCUUCAAGGGCCAGCAGUACUUCCAUCUGGAGUAACAUUGUUGUUUCGCUAAGUCUGUUGUUGAUUGUUAAGUCCUACUGAUUUUUCAGGCUUUAGUUUUCAUGUCUUCGUGGGUUUGUCAAUUUUUCCUUUCUUCUUUUAUAUAUCGGCAUCUGUUGGCAUGUUGCUUCAUGAUGGGAUGACGGUUAGUGACCUGCUAGCUUUCUAGGCUAGACUCAGAAGUAUAUAAUGAGGUUGGGUUCAGUGUUGGAUAGAACAAUUAAUGUGCAAGCUAGCAAUCUUUGGUGGUUUAGCCCCCCGCCAGAGUAAUACAAAGACUUAUUCUUGUAUGGUUCAAUAUACAAAGUUGUGUUAUGAGAUGAAGUUGUACAAACUACCACUGAACAGUUAUGUAAAAACUGAAGUAGUGAGUGAGCCAGACUGUGAGAGACCUCUCUAUGCAAAAAGCAAAUAGAAACAGGGAGUGCCUAUUCUCA